Messenger RNA from Rodentolepis nana, 959 nucleotides. The record is from the annotation of a GenBank genome assembly. NCBI's taxonomy places the organism in Eukaryota, Metazoa, Platyhelminthes, Cestoda, Cyclophyllidea, Hymenolepididae.
AGUUAGCUGCUGAUGCAUCUUCUUCGCUUGCUAUUGAAGCGAGUCCAUCUUCCAGCAAAGAGACUGUUGCAACUUCAUCCUCUCUGAAAUCUUCCAUUUCAUCAUCUGCUAAGAGUUUGACAAGUCACAAUUCUGUCCAUUUCAACCCUGACGGGGCACCACUGACUCCACAUGAACUAACUGAACACUUUAAUAGGGAGCGACGAAUUUGUCCGGAAAAUAGUCGGUUUAAAAUGCCUUUGGCUCCAGUUAAGGAUCGCCGAAAGUUUGUUAACCCGGCGGCUGCUAAUAGAGUGGGUCGUUUUGGAAUUGAUGGGAAAGAGAUAGUCGGAAAUGAGAGCCCAAUGUCAACUCCAAAUGUUGGUGGCUUCCGUUUCAUCGAUUCCAAUCCCUCCGCUACUCCCUUCAGCAUUGGUGGUGAAGCCACGCCUCUCAUGACUUGGGGUGAAAUGGAAUCGACCCCAUAUCGGCUAGAUGAAGCCUCUGGUCAUACUCCUAUGGUUUCCUCUUUCCGCCUGCCAUCUCCUUCAAAACGUGAAGCACUUGCCCACGAAUUGGCCGAUAAGGUGGGUCGGCAACGAGCAAAGGGUCGUGCAGACGCAAUGAAAUUAGCGAAAUCUGCCGCCGGAAUAGGUCUACUGAGUCCCCAUGCUUCUGCAAUGGCUAAAAUCGCUCUUUCACCCGCGGCCAGACGUCUGCUAUCCCGUACAUCAAGUGGUGCUUCUCUUGCAUUCGGCGGACGGCCAAAUUCAAGUGUCCGGUCUAGUGGCCUGGGUUCGACUCCGAAAAGGCUACCCUCAGAUAUUGGGGUGAUUAGAAGACCGCCUACGGUGACAUCGAAAACGCCUCAGACACCGCGUCCUGAACCACGAGAUGUGGAUCCGGAUGUUAGUAAUCCUGCGGAUUUGACAAAUAAUCUGCUGGAUUUAUCGAGUUCAAAAAGUGCGGCAUCUCCCUAA